Mixia osmundae IAM 14324 is the source of this 1470-nucleotide messenger RNA. RefSeq lists its product as uncharacterized. The transcript has 8 exons. NCBI's taxonomy places the organism in Eukaryota, Fungi, Basidiomycota, Mixiomycetes, Mixiales, Mixiaceae. The coding region runs from base 1 to 1470 and encodes 489 amino acids. The record is from RefSeq and is a predicted model, not a curated record.
AUGACGUUCACCAGCGAGCAGCUCGAGAGCCCUACGAAUGUCGUGCAGCACAAAGCCGCUAAGCAGGAAUGUAGCAAAGAGAGCUGCAGUCCGCUUGCCGUCUUUCUCGCCCGGCCAACGAGCGAUCACAAAGCGGGCGAGCAGAACAUGUCCGGCCACGCAGAGCUAUCGAAUGGCGCUACCUCUACGCCCGCUAGCAGGAGUGAUGGCCUGGCGCAGCAGUCCGCGAGUGCACAGAGAGUGAUGACGGCUUCCAUUGAUGCCCAUUGCGAUGUUGCCUGGAUGGCAAAGAGCGCCACUUCGAAGACUGCAGAACUUGCGACCGACUUGCUCGUAUGUCGAUAUACAGGCUCGAGCCAUGUCCGAUGCACCGACCCUGCUUCGUGGAAAGCCGUCCCCGUCGUCAGCGCCACCGUAGGCACCAGGAUGACAGACAAUCGUAGAAGCUUCCGUAUGGCUGCCUCUGCGAAUGGACCGGUCCUUGGAAGAGAAUACUGCAGCCGAUGCUCGUCUGACCGACGCGAGUAUAUACAUCGUCAGAUAACGACCUAUCAGUAUGGCGGCGGACAUCAGUAUGCUCAGAUGGAACGCCGCUGUCCUGACCAUUCUACGGUUCGACAGAUGAACAUCACGAGCGUCAUGUACCACUGCAGAUUGAGCGCAGAAGUCAAAGACAAGACGACACAAGCUCCUGAAGAUGCCUUGUCAACGCUUCAGCUCCUUCCAGGCCGCCAAAGCAUCGCAAUCAACGUGCUCAAGAAGCGCAAGAUGCUCUUCACUACAGUGUUUGUGGGCUUUGUGACCGCCGCACUCGCUCUGCCCAGUCCCGAAACUGGCGUCCAGGGCAGUAUCGUCAUCGAGCCAUCAUCGCGUACGGUCAAACGUGACGGUACAGGCGAGAACGGCGAUGGGACGAGCAAUGACUUCCCUCCUGCACAAGGCGGUGGAGGAGGAGACGACGAUGACGACUCGCCUGUUUCUCAGAUCUACGAUCUCGUGUUGGCCAGUUCUGCCCUGUGUGACGUUGGCAAGGUAACGUGGACGACGCCCUUCCACCUCAAGGUCGCCGCCGACAGCCCAGCCGAUAUGCCUCAGGUCAGCAUCAAUGGCCCGCUGCACGAAUCCGUCGUCGAUUGGGGAACGGGCGCAACUCAGAACCAGGACGGCAUCAAUCAGAUCAUGAUCUACGUGACCGCGCGCGCGGGUAGCGCCGAGUUUGCACCCGAUAGUGGAUGGCAACCCAGCGUCCAAGCUUGCUGCGGUGUCUACAUCACUUGGACUUUACUGAUCGACCAGAAGGAAGUACCUCAAGUCAUCGCUUGGCGCGCUUGUGGUGCAGGUGCAGCCUUUUCGCACGCUAACCAAGCCACUUGCGCCAAAUCGCCUGUACCGGACUCCUACGACUACUGCCAAGACCUUCCCCCGUCUUUCAUUCGCUACGCCGCAUGGUUCAAGCAAGAUGGUACUUAG